Messenger RNA from Ogataea haglerorum, 1950 nucleotides. RefSeq lists its product as uncharacterized. NCBI's taxonomy places the organism in Eukaryota, Fungi, Ascomycota, Pichiomycetes, Pichiales, Pichiaceae. Bases 1 to 1950 code for a protein of 649 amino acids. The transcript has a single exon. The record is from RefSeq and is a predicted model, not a curated record.
AUGUCGGAACAGCAGGACACCACAUCGGAACACACAUCGAAACGGGGCAACAACCCCAAGCACAGAGGCGGCUCUAAGAAGAAUAGCAAUACAGCCAAUGGCGGUGGGCUCUCGCAUGAGCUUAAACAGAAAUUCCAAACUUUGACAGAGUUCUUCCCAGAUUGGUCGUUUCAAGAUUUUGUGACGAUUCAAGAAGAGAUUGCGAACGUCGACAUAACUGAAAUAUCUGAAGGCAUACUGACAGGGAAAAUCCAAAAAUGGGACCAGGUGGUGAAAAAGGACGAAAAAAAGAAGUCUCAACAUACUGAAGAGCACCACGACGAGCCAUCGGCUCCUGCUCCUGUGCAGAUAGGUAAAAAGGCUCAUCAACAAAAUAGAUUUGUCGGUUCGAAGCCAAGACCAGCGCAUAAACAGAAAGACUCGACACCACCCGCAUCUAAAGUGUCAAAACAGCCUGCUUCGUCUGCAACUAGCGCCGCUCCAGCUCCUCAUACCGCCUCUUCUCUACCUUCCCAAGGCUCUUCGUGGGCCAGUGCGCUAGCACAGAAGCCUGCGAAGGCUGCCAAGGUGCCUGUGAAGGAAGAAGUACCAUCUGAGCCCAAGCCCACCGAUAAACCUGUGGUGAAGAAAGAGACUACCAAAGAACCAGUCAAGAAGAAAGAGCAUGUUCCAGCUCCGGUUUCCGAGUCCAAGCCUUUGAGCUGGGCUGCUGCCGUGGCGCCAAAGCCAAAGAUUGCAAAGAGACCGGCUCCGGAGCCCAAGAAGGAAGAACCUGCUGUCCCAGCACCGGAGUCUGUGGUUGGUCAGAAACAAGCUUCUCCUGAAAUCGCUAAGGAAACUUCUGCCCUCAAGAACACUAAGAAACCCAUUCAGGGCGCUCCAGUGGUUCUUCCAUCUUCGGCUACCCAGGUGGGUUCGGUGGAUGGCAUUUCUUUCGGAUCGAUGACUUUGAACGAUAAAGAGGAGGAAGUCGCGGAGCAACCAGCCCAGCCAGCACAGCCAGCCCAACAGGUUCAACAAGCACAGCCAGCUCAACCCUCUCAGCCUUCCCAAAGCCCUCAAAACGCACAGUCCGAAUACAACAAGAACUACAGAAACAACAGCCAUUACAACAACUACCAACAACCACAACAGCUCCCACAGCAGCAACCACAGCAGCAGCAGCAAAAAGCUUACGACCCAUCCAACUACUACGGCGGACUCUCGGACCUCAACAAAUACCUGCGUUCUCCAGCAGCCAACGGCCAGUCAUACGAUCAACAGCAGUACCAGCAAUUAUUCAACCAGCAACAACAGCUUCUGCAACAGCAGCAGGCUCUUGCUGGUGCCAAUCCUGCCGAGAUCAAUCCACAGUCCUCGGUCGCUAACUCUAUGAACCCGCCCUCGUCACAGGUCCAGGCGCAGCCUCAGGCUCAAGCACACGCUGCUGCCGCUGCCUCUCCAAUGGCCCCAGGAAUGAGCAACCCUAUGAUGGGAAUGCCAGCCUCCUACUACCCUUACUUCAACUACUACCUUCCAUUCUAUUCCCAGCCUAAUCCUGCUGCCAACCAGUUCUACAUGAAUUACCAGGGCCAGCAGUCUCCAUCCCAGGCUGCUCCUCCACAGCAGAAUAGUUUUGGAAACAGCUUCCAGAACAAGGUUUACGGCCACCAGCAGGCUGCUGCCAAUGGUGGCGAGGACGAGAGCUCGAAGACAGCUGCCGGGGCACAGGGUGCUCAACAACAGAUGAAUUCAGCCAUGUUGAUGCAACAGCAGUAUGCCCAAUACCAGCCACCAGCUCCAGGAUCGCAAGCAGGUGCUCCAGGUUUGGCUGGGUCUCAGAUUGGUGGUGUGGCAGGCGCAGCUACCGGAGCGGGCGUGUCAAACACUCAGGCUUACCCAUACUACCAAAAUCAGUACCAGUAUCCGGGAGCUGGUGAUUAUGGAAACAACACCAAGGGCUGGUUUUAA